Molecule: messenger RNA, 5893 nt
Organism: Corythoichthys intestinalis (scribbled pipefish)
Lineage: Eukaryota; Metazoa; Chordata; Actinopteri; Syngnathiformes; Syngnathidae
Exons: 5
Coding region: 3692-5893 (733 amino acids)
Source: RefSeq, a predicted model, not a curated record
CAGGCCUCUCUAAUAUUAUGAAGUGGGAGAACUUGCACAAUUAGUGGUUGACUAAAUACUUAUUUGCCCCACUGUAAGUGAUUUCUUUCAAGCAAAUAUAUCAGGAAAAAUAUGUAAAUAAGUGCAUAGAGAACCACAACUAUCUGGGAUUUCGCUGUACAUGUUGCUCUUUUAGAACCACACGACAGGACCUGAAAACGUUGCCAUUUUACGACACUGAACUUCAGGAAGGCUCGCUCAAUUUCCAAGAAGUACAAACAUUUUAGAGGUUCGACCGUCAGCAUGUUUGUGGGGACGAGCUUACAGCCUCACUUUCUAUUUCGAGCCAAAGCCGAUCGGCGCGAGGCGAUUCGAAGAAAUGGUCUCGGGAGCCUCGCGUGCACUGACCAAUAUGGCCGCCAUAUGAGCGUUCCUUUUAAAGUCGCAGUGUCUGCUGUUUUGAAUUGCCUUACUUGCGUAGUACUGAUUUGCCUUUGACAGGUCUUUUUGCCGCCUUCUGGGACAAGUCCAAUUGUUUGCCAGUGUCCCACUUAUUUGCCUCUUCAUUAUUUUUCUACCAUUUUUACAGCUUUCUGUAUUUUUUCAGUACUUAUUUUUUUACUCCAAAGCAAGCAGAUUCUACAAAGGAGUAUUCAGGCCAUGAUCUGAAGAAGAAAAACAAAGCACUAUGAGAUUAAAGUCAUCAUUUUACGACAAAGAUGUUGAAUAUUUUGAGAAAAAUGUUCAUCUGACUUGACUUUAUUCUUAAAAUACGACGUACUCGACUUACACGAUUUCGACUUUACAACGCCGGAGUCUCCUCCGCCAUAUUGUCUCUCAGUCGUUUUUUUUUUUUUUUUUCCGUCACGUAAACUACUCCACAGCAUGUUCUUUUUUACUUUAUUAAUGUGACGUGUUCUGGCCUUGUUCAGCUUUACAGAUAGCAAACAAGGCAAUUGUGCUUUUUGAAGCUUUUUCCUUCCUUCACUUUUGAGAAUUUUAAAAACUUUUAACACACAUAUGUACACUUAUGUUUCAAAACGACACACAUUUUAACAAUAAAACACGACACAAAACAAUCAUGUUCAAACGUCCAUCUCGUCUGAUCAAUAUGUACAUCUAGUAGAUUAAAUUAGCCUAAUUUGCCUAAAAAAAGUCCGCUAGCUUAAAUGCUAGCCAUGCACACCAAUGUGAUGUAGACUGCGGCGUAUGGUCUGAGCACUAACAGGUUGACCCUCCCACCUCUUCAAUCUCUGCAGCAAUGCAGAGCACUCCUGUAACGAGUCACAUGACAUUUUGGAGGGAAAAUGACAAGCAGUACUCAAUGGCCCUCGAAGACCAGGGUUGGCCACCCCUGCUCUUUUAUAUAAGCUGCACAUAGACUAAGGGGCAGUUUACAUGACGACUCUGCGACACAAAGACGCAAUGACUGAGUUGCGGACUUGCCUCGCGUGCCUAUGGUGUCGACAAAGACCGAAGGCGAAGACAAAAAAUCCUGAAUCCUGCUUCCAAAGUGGAAGAAUCCGAUUGCGGGGGGUCGAGGAGGGCUUCCUCGGCAUGCAUAUCAAAGGCUCCUGCGGCGCGAGACCGCGCUGCUAACGUCAGCACUCGUACACGUCACAUUGGGCGUGCACAGCGGUGCUACUAAACAUUAAAAACGGCAAAUAUGGCGGAAUGUCUGCUUUAAUUUAUUGUUUUAAUAAUAUUUUUAAAUCAAAUAUGUUGAACGUUUCAAUUUUUGUGCCUUUUUGAACAAAAGAAAAAUGACAUUGCUUCGAGUGGGCGGGGAUACUUUUUUCUGGGCUGAGGGAGGUUGGUGGGGUCAGAGUGCAUCAUUCUCUGUCGCCCAGUAAAUCUGCACUGCCCCCUAGGGCCUGGCAUGAAUACUACAUCGUUUUCAUGCGGAAUCGCGACAUUGUUCAAAUGGAGACGCAAAUGCAAAUUUGAAAUUUUUCGUAUUCUCGGAGAGUCAGCAUGUAAACGGCCACUAAUUUUCAUCGUGUCAAAGUGUCAUUUUAUCAGUGUUGUCCCAUGAAAAUAUAUACUUAAAUAUCUGCAGAAAUGCAAGGGGUGUACUCAUUUUUGUGAUAUAUCACAGAAAGGGUGACAAUUAAUAUUACUUAAAAACAUGACCUAAACUGUUAAAUUCUAAAAAAUUGUUCCCUCUAAAAUAAUUAUGACAUAAAAAUACAAAACUUUUUUCUUCAAAUGCAUGACUGCAUUCUCAUUACGACGUUAAGCUAAAAAAUAGGGCUGUCAAACGAUUAAAAUUUUUAAUCGAGUUAAUUACAGCUUAAAAAUUAAUCGUAAUUAAUCGCAAUUAAAACCAUCUAUAAAAUAUGCCAUAUUUUUCUGUAAAUUAUUGUUGGAAUAGAAAGAUAAAACACAAGAUGAAUAUAUACAUUCAACAUACGGUACAUAAGUACUGUAUUUGUUUAUUAUAACAAUAAAUCAACAAGAUGGCAUAAACAUUAUUAAGAUUCUCUUAAAGCGAUCCAUGGAUCGAAAGAUUUGUAGUUCUUAAAAGAUGAAUGUUAGUACAAGUUAUAGAAAUUUUAUAUUAAAACCCCUCUUAAUGUUUUCGUUGUAUUAAAAUUUGUAAAAUGUUCAAUCAAAAAAUAAACUAGAAGCUCGCCAUGGUUGAUGUCAAUAAUUACACCAUGCUCACUCAUGGUGUAACACAGGGGUCUGGAACCUAUGGCUCGCGAACCAGAUAUGGCUCUUUUGAUGGCUGCAUCUGGCUCGCAGACAAAUCUUCAGUUAUUCAAAAAAAAAAAAAAAAAGUUUCGUUAUGUAAUGGGAAGGGGGCUAGGACCUCAGGGGGAAACCUGGCGGGCGUAAGAGCCACAGGGGAAGCGUUAAAAAUAGCAACCAGUAAGGGGCGCUCACAUAUUUUCCAUUAGCAAACUAGUGAUCAGGCGACAUUCGGGACACUACAGGUGCGGCAGUGGAGAACGUCUAAAGUCAGAUGAUGCGUGUGGCAGUCGGUUGAAAUAAUAGCUAUAGAUCUGUAGCGUGGUGCAGACAGGGAUUAAAUGCUUCAGUCUGUUGCUACACAUUUAAUUUUGCUUUAUUUUCAUUGUUUCUUGUACAGCUGAAACAAGAAAAAAAACAACGUCCGUCUCGCAUUGCUGCACACACACGGCUCAUUUCUUAUUCGCUCUGAAAUGUGGAUUCUUACAUAAUUAUAUUAAUAAACAAAUACAAGUUUUUGUGACAAAACAUUUAACUUCUGCAUUUUAGACACUACUAGCAUUCACUCGUUGUUAUGUCCUCUGGUCUUAUGUUGACUACUUUUUGGGUUUAAUUUCUUUCUAAGAUUGUACAUUGUUCAUCCGUCCACAGGAUGUCGCUAUUCUAACUCAGAAUCUUAAGUUUUUCUUUGGUAUUGCUGUUUGCGCUCGGCUUCCCCUAGUGGCGACUUGCUGUAAGCAGCAGGCAGAAAGAACUUUUUAUUUCAGUUGGAAAAGAGGCCUUGAGGUGUUAAGACGUUACACACCUCCUCUGCACCAUACAUCGUUGGGAACCCUUGACAAAACAAAAUCUUUUUACCACACACACGCACACACGUUGACACAAAGAAAUAAAUGAGAGGAAGGAGUUCGGGCCUCCAAGUUUCUUUGUCGGUUUAGCUCGCUGCCAAAGUCGAGUAGCCAUACGCUCGGCUGAGGGCAGAAGAGUAAAAAGAUUUUCAACACAUCAAGCACCCAAGAUGUCUCAACAAGAAGUUUCACCACCUAUCAGCCAAGUGGUCACCAGGUCGGAGGCCAGUCAUUCUCAUUCUUCACGCCGGUCCAGAACGAGUCAAGCUGCUGCACAAGCACGAGCAGACGCCGAAGCUGCCUACGCCAGAGCACGGUACGCCAAACGCCAAAUCGACAUGGAGGUCGAGAAGGCACGCAUCGAGGCAACACUACACGCUCUGAAGACGGAAGGUGAAGCAGAAGCAGCGCUCGCCGCAGCUAAAGUUUGGGAGGCGACUUUCGAAGAAGAGGAGCGCGCCAAAGUCGACCUCAGCGAGCAAGGGGUAUUUUCCAAGACACCCCCCUCCAUCAGGCGUGCACAAGAGUAUGUGCAUGCUCACUUUGACGACCAGCGUGUGCAAGCAGAUGGCACACAAACGCCAAACACUGAGCACCUGGUUAGGCACAAUGACUCUCAACAACCAGAAAAUAGCCCAAAAUCAGCUGGUGCUUUUCCACAUGUGCGUCACAUCGACAUCGCUGACGAAGAGCAUCUCCAAUCUCAUCGUGCGAGAACGGACAUCUCACACCAGCCUACACCUUCAGCAACCCCACAAAGUGAACUGUCCAAUUUAGCAGCCUAUCUAGCACGGCGUGAUCUGCUGACAUCGGGGUUCAAGGUUUUCGACAACCGGCCAGAGUCCUACCUGUCCUGGAAGUCCAUGUUCUGCAACGCGACGGAAGGCCUCAAUCUCAAGCCCAGCGAAGAGCUCGACCUUCUCACCAAGUGGCUCGGCGGGGAGUCUCUUCAACACGCUCAGAGGAUCAGGGCGGUCCACGUGAGUAAUCCACAGGCAGGUCUCCAACGUCUGUGGCAGCGGCUAGACAAGACUUAUGGCUCUCCAGAGGUAAUUGAAUCCUCACUCUUCCAACGGUUGCAGACUUUUCCAAGAAUCUCCAACAAAGACACUCACUUACUGCAGGAGCUUGCUGAUCUUCUGUUAGAGCUAUCGUAUGCCAAAAGUGAAAGUUAUUUGCCGGGUCUUAGCUUUCUCGACACACCAAGGGGCAUAAACCCGAUAGUUGAAAAACUCCCAUAUGGACUCCAGGAGUCAUGGGUUACACAAGGUACCAAAUACAAAAGGGAAAACGGUGCAGUCUAUCCACCUUUUUCGUAUUUUGUGCGGUUCGUAAAUGACUACGCUGAAAUGAGAACAGACCCUAGCUUUAUGUUACAGUGUUCAAACGUAAUAAAUCCAAGGGUUGAUAAGACAUCAGUAAGACGAGACAAAUACAGAGUUCCAUUGGCGGUGAAUAAAAUAGAGAUCAGUCCGGCUAAAUUGACAGCACCCGAUCCAGACAAACAAUGUCCUAUCCACCAAAAACCACAUUCACUCGUCAAAUGCAGGGGGUUUAGAAUGAAAACACUAGACGAAAGAAAGAACAUUCUCAAAGAGCACGCCAUUUGUUUUAAAUGUUGUGCGUCCACAAAUCACAGGGCUCGAGACUGUAAAGCUAUUAUCCAAUGCUCAGAAUGUGAUAGCGAUGCUCAUGUGUCUGCCAUGCAUGUCGGUCCACCUCCAUGGACACCUCAAGACUUUAAUCCCCCAACCCAGAGUCACGGCGGGGAGUCUGAGGGCCCAAAUCCUGUGAACACAGCCAGUUGCACAGAAGUAUGUGGGCAAGGCGUAAAAGGAAAAUCAUGCUCAAAGAUCUGUUUAGUUAAUGUAUAUCGCCGAACUUCUCCAGAAAAGAAAAAGAGGGUAUAUGCCAUGUUGGAUGAUCAGAGCAAUUCAUCCUUAGCCAGAUCUGCGUUUUUUGACAUGUUUAAUGUGCAAGGUACCAUAUUCCCAUACACCAUGAGAACAUGUGCAGGUUUAUCAGAGACACAAGCCGUAGGUGCGGUAGCAUACCUCAAACUCACAAAUGAGGACGGACACAGCGAAGUGGGAUUCCUCCUCGGCAAAGCACGUUUAGCUCCUAAACCAGACAUCACCAUACCCCGACUUGAACUCUGUGCAGCAGUCCUGGCCGUGGAAGUAGCAGAGUUGGUUCUAGAGGAGCUGGAUGUCACAGUCGAUCAGCUCUCCAGCUCCACCUGGCUCAGAGGCCCAGCUUUCCUCUCCAGGUUGGACCAAAGUCAAGUUCGAAGUCAAACCUUCGAUCUCAUAGACCCAGAGACUGACUGUGAGUUGCGUCCUGAGGGCUCCUUAAAGUUGGAGGCCGACUAA